AUGGGUUCCAGCGUUCAAGAUAUUGCAUAUGCAUUCUUACAAACUUACUAUGAAAGGAUGAAAUCAAAUCCUGGUAAAUUAUCCAAUCUAUAUUGUAACACCGCCGAAUUGACACAUAUCAAUUACCAGCAAAUUGAUUUUGACAAAACAACUUCAACUUCGACAAAUACUUUAUCAACUGUUAAAUUAACUGGUAAGGAUAAUAUAAGUAGAUUUUUUGCAAGAAACGAGGAAAAGGUUUGUGAUUUAAAAUUAAAAUUAAAUUCUUGUGACUUUCAGACUACUGGUAUUGCCCAUAAAGGGAUUAUAAUAAUAGUCACUGGUGAAUUAUUUUGGAGCCAAUCUCCAAUAUAUAAAUUCUGCCAAAUGUUUUCACUUUCACCAAUCAGUAGAAACAGUGAAGUGUAUGAUAUAACAAAUGAUAUAAUAAGGUUUUUAUCAUUUGAAGACCAAUCUGAAAGCCCAACUCCAACCCCUCCAAACGAAAAACAAGAAAAUGAAAAAACAAUAUCCGUUAAAAUCGAAACUCCGAGUGAGAAAACUUCCGAAGAAUCAAUAAAAGAGACCAAAAAAUCCACAAAACACAAGAAAGAUUUAUCUUCACCCAAAGGGGAAAGUAAGUUAGUAGAAGAUAAGAUUCCAAUCGAGACUAACGAAGAAAUAACUUACGAGAAAGAAACAACCCCAAUUGACAAGAUAAUAGAGGUGCCAGAAGUGCCAAAGAUAAAGAAGGAAAUCAAGAAAGAAGAUUCUCAUGAAAAGAAGGAAGCCAAGAAAGAAGAUUCUCAUGAAAAGAAAGAAGUCAAGAAAGACGAUUCUAACGAAAAGAAAGAGGUCAAGAAAGAUAUAUUAGUUGAAAAGAAGGAAGGCAAGAAAGAUACUUCCAGCGAGAAGAAGGAUACUAAGAAAGAUACCAAGAAAUCCAGCUCUGAUGAAAAGGGAGAAUCCGAAACUCAACCUGAUUCUACUGAAAAGUCUAAGGAUAAGAAAGAAACUAAAAUUGAACAUGCUGAAAAAUCAAAAGAAAAACACUCUGAUAAGAAUAUUCCAAAGACUGAAGUCACCCCAACUGUUGAAACCUCGAACAAUAAAUCUGCUGACGUCUCUCAAUCUGAUGUCAAGACCACUGCUGAUGCUGAUGACAAACAAUUACCUACUGAAGUGAAGAAUCCAACGGAAACUGUUGUUACUACAAGUAAGGAGACUACCGAACAGACUACUACCGUUAGUGCUGUUGCCGCUCUUCCACCAAAGAAGAUGUCAUGGGCCUCAAAAGUUUCACAACAUGAUGCAGUUCCAAAGGAAAGCAGAAAAAUUAUUGUACCUCGUGAAGAGACUCCAAUGCCACGUAAUGAUUCCAAUCGUACUAAGAAAAACAAUCGCAACAGAGAAAAUGACCGUAAGGAAAACAAUUCUAAAAAUAACAGCAAGAGAAGGACCAAUAAUAAUGUUAACAGAGAUGGAUAUUAUCCAGUAUAUAUCAAUGGUACUCAAAAUACAAAACCUGAAUUAAUUAGAAAUAAAUUAAUUAAGGAGUUUGGCCCUGUUAUGAAAAUGAAUACUGGCGAUAAUUUCAUUGUUAUUGAUUUCCAAUUGGAAUCAAGUCAAAAGGAAGCUAUUGAUACUAAGAAAAUAACUGUAGAUGGUACAGAGUUCACAUUGGAAAGAAAAACUUAUAGAAAAGGUCAACCUGCCGGUCCUAUAACGUCAUCAUCUACUCCAUCUUCUUCGGCAUCUGCAUCUUCGUCAUUACCAUCUGAAUACACCAAUGAUACCAGAAGUCACAAACGAUUCAAUUCUAAUAAGAAGUCUGUAUAA
This is a messenger RNA of Maudiozyma saulgeensis, 1818 nucleotides long. The record is from the annotation of a GenBank genome assembly. NCBI's taxonomy places the organism in Eukaryota, Fungi, Ascomycota, Saccharomycetes, Saccharomycetales, Saccharomycetaceae.